Messenger RNA from Musca vetustissima, 1650 nucleotides. RefSeq lists its product as uncharacterized. The transcript is spliced from 7 exons. Bases 1 to 1650 code for a protein of 549 amino acids. Lineage: Eukaryota; Metazoa; Arthropoda; Insecta; Diptera; Muscidae. The record is from RefSeq and is a predicted model, not a curated record.
AUGAUACGGAAGGCUCUAUUUGCAAAUUAUGUACGGCGGAAUACCCUAACACUGCGACGACAAUUUCAUCCGUCACAGGGCGCCAAGAAGGAUGUUAAAAAACUACCAUUAUUUUCCAUUGGUUUUGGUUGCUCCCUGGGCGGGCUCUUACUCUACGAUGGGGUAGUAAAUGAAUUUACAUAUUUUGGGGCAGCUACACGAUUUAUUCGUUCCCUCAAAACUGCUUCCCUAAUAUCCUACGAUUAUUUUAUGUUGGAUGAAAAUGAUCCGGAAUAUGAGAAAAACAUAAAAGUCGUACAUCAACGAAGUGCAGAUCGUUUGUUGGAAACAUGUUUACGAAAUGGUGGUCUUUACAUUAAAGUGGGUCAGGGAUUUGCUGCCAUCAAUCAUAUUUUACCCAAAGAGUACACCAGUACAUUGGCCAAACUUCAGGAUAAAUGUUUACCCACAUCUAAGGAAGAUGUCCAGCGGGUGUUUCAAAAGGAUUUCGGCACAAAUCCAGAGAAUUUGUUUCAAGAAUUUGAUUAUACCCCAGUGGCGGCAGCAAGUAUUGCACAGGUGUUCAAAGCCAAAUUGGAAACGGGGCAACAGGUUGCGGUUAAGGUCCAAUACAGUGAUCUGCAAAAACGUUUUGUCAGCGAUCUUGGUACCAUAAUCAUCUUACAUGACAUUGUGGAGUUUUUCUUUAAAAGUUAUAAUUUCGGUUGGAUCUUGCGCGAUGUGAAAAAGAAUUUGGUGCAAGAAUUGAAUUUCAUUAAUGAGGGCAAAAAUGUCGAACGGUGUGCUAAAGAUUUGAAAAUAUUAAAAUUUGUUCACAUACCCAAGGUAUAUUGGACGCAUACCAAAACGAGAGUAUUAACAUUGGAAUGGAUAGAUGGCAUCAAAAUAAGUGAUAUUGAAAAAUUGGAACGUACCAAAUUGAAUCUAAAGGACAUCGACAAGAAACUGUUUCAAAUGUUUUCCGAACAGAUAUUCAAUACGGGCUUUGUACAUGCCGAUCCACAUGCCAGUAAUAUCUUUGUUCGCAAAACACCCACUGGCAAGGCAGAAUUGGUCCUGCUUGACCAUGGAUUAUAUGAAGAGUUGCCCGGUAACAUACGAAAUAAUUUGUGUGAAUUUUGGGAAGCAACAGUAUUAAGAGAUGAGAAAAGCAUGCAAAGGGCCGCAAAUAAAUUGGGCAUCAAGGAUCAUAUGAAAUUUGCCGAGGUUCUUUUCCAGCAGCCCAUACGCAUUCACGGUGGUACCAUCAAAACAAAACUUAACGAAGAUGACAUUAAUUAUAUGCAACAAAUUGCCCAAAAGAAUUUCGAAAUGAUAAUGUCGACCCUCAAGGAAAUGCCAAGAAAUAUGUUAUUUGUUGUGAGAAAUUUAAAUACGGUACGUGCCAUAGGACGCAUGCAUGGUGAUGUUGUCAACAGGCCCAAGGUAAUGGCCCAAUAUGCACAAAAAUGUAUUUAUCGAAAUUACAAUAACGUCAUGGGAUAUUUUAAGUGGUUAUAUCGUCGUGUAUAUUUUGAAUAUUCAUUGUGGUCUUUUUCGUUUAAACGUUCCUGCCUAUCGCUGUAUUUUAAUUUACUAUACAAAUUGGGUCGUGCCCCAGCAUCCGCCAAAACAAUUCUAAAAGAUAUGGAACACCAACACAUAGAUUAA